This is a messenger RNA of Biomphalaria glabrata, 5265 nucleotides long. RefSeq lists its product as uncharacterized. The record is from RefSeq and is a predicted model, not a curated record. The transcript has 16 exons. Bases 2691 to 4925 code for a protein of 744 amino acids. Lineage: Eukaryota; Metazoa; Mollusca; Gastropoda; Planorbidae.
CAGCGUGGACUUAGUGUAAACAUUAUCACCAACGGCUCUUACAGUCUGUCCGUCAAUGGAGUCACCUGGCUGACCAGCGGCAACACUUUCUUCAACAAUGGAGGUCGGCAGUACUCCACGGCGGACAAAAGUCUCUUGGUAGGAAUCACGUGGCUCUCUAUAGAACCGUUGCAGAACUGAGCAAUUGUAAAAAUAGGAUGUUCUCUAUUUAAAAACAAAACAAUAUCAUAUUUGGUUCCUAACACAUUUCUACAUAUUUCCACCACAAUAAAGGAAAAUAAAAACAAGAAAAAUAUAUAAAACUAGUCGACCGGUGGCUUAGCAUACGCCGCUAUUUUGCAGGGCCGGCCUUAGGCGCCUGCAACCUAUGCGACCGCAGUGGCCCCGCACUUUCAUAGGGCCCGCUCUAAUUCAAUGUGUAGAAAUUAUUAAAUUAAACCAUUUUAUAACUUAAAAAGAGAUUUCCCGCGCACUCCUGUCGAUUUACCAAGAGCACUUUCAUAGGACCCACACUUUCAUAGGACCCACACUUUCAUAGGACCCGCACUUUCAUAGGACCCACACUUUCAUAGGACCCACACUUUCAUAGGACCCGCACUUUCAUAGGACCCGCACUUUCAUAGGACCAGCGCUUUCAUAAGACCCACACUUUCAUAGGGCCAGCGCUAAUUCAAGGUGCAUAAAUUAAUUAAUUAAACCAUUUUAUAACUUAAAACAGAUUUCCUGCCCCCUCCUGGCGAUUUACCAGGAGCUCCUGGAAAUCUCCCGAAAUCGCAAAAUAUACGAAUAGUUCUUAAAAUGUAUGGAAAUAUAUACACUAAAAUUGCCAUUUUGGGUGUCAUUCAAUAUGGAAAACGCAAAUCUUACGCGCGACAUUAUGCAUCAGCCGUAAUUGUGUAAUCUGGUGAAAGAAACCUCGUUUCGCAUAGGGCCCCACAAUGAGUAAGUCCCUUCCUGAUAUAUAUAUAUAUAUACAUAGUAGAUUACUUAGAUUAGUUCCUAGUCCAAACCUCCCGCUGGACAAAGGGGGAUGGGUUGCAGGCAGAGUUUGAUACAUUUAAACGACAGGCCGUCGCGCAGCCAGUCAUCCGUAGUGUGAACACUACCCUUGUUUUCUCGUGGACUAUCCGCAGAGUGAUCUUUCCUUUACUUCUCGACAAAACUCUUGAGGGAAGAAGAGAAUUAUAUAUAUAUAUAUAGAUACUUUUUUUAAAAAAGGGAAAGAGCCGCCUAGCAACUGUUGUAUCUUUCAAUACUGGGAUAUCGUGUAGGCCUACAAGAUUUGUAGCAAACAAACAGAGUGAGUUGAUAUACGCUUUGUAACAAUGUCAAACUAGAAUCAAUAAGCGUACUUUCUCAGCAAUUUAAUCUUUUUUAAAAACUCUUCUUUUCAUUCCAUAUUUGAGCAGCUCAUUGUCCAGGGAAAUGUUCUAAACUGAGUUUGUAUUCCUAUGCAGGUGCAACUGGGUUUGCAUUGCCUGUAAAACAGUGAAAGACUGCUCUCAUUUUUAAAUUUUGGAAUCAAGGACAUUACCAUUAUUCAUAAUUAAAAGAUAUAUUUCACUCAGUGCAAUACUAUUCAUUAGAGUAACACUCGUAGGUUCCAAUGGGCCAAAGAAAGUAUAAAUAGUAAGAAAUCUGAUGUAUAAAUAUCGUUUCCAAGUAGCUUCCUACUUCCUAUAUUAUAGCAACGUAGCUUGGAAACAUUGAAACGAUGCACUUGGUAAUUACAAGCCAAUGAAGAAUUAUACUCUCAACAUGUCACACAAUACAAAAUAAUUACCAAAGUUUUAAACUCAUUCCUUUAUUUUCGUGUUUUCCCUUUGUUACAUAUCAACACAAGUAUCAGUCAUAUUCGAGUAGAGAGUUACAAGCAGCGAGAUGAUAAACGAUAAAGAAGAUCUUUAUAUUGUGUACUGCUGUAACCUCCAGAAAACAUUAAAUCUACACUAAUCUAGACUCUUGGGAUCGAAUACCUAACAAGUUAGUACCAAUAUGGAAACGCUUUUUUCUUGGAAAUAUCUUAUCUUAUAAAAUACAGACUUUACUUCAAAAAGAAGAUGUUCCUAUGUCAAUCUAGUCAUUCAUCUUAUUCAAUGACUUAAAUUCUGCCAAGUCAUUGGUUUUCCAGGCUGACUCAGGCAACCCAUUCUAUGCUUCAAUAGCACUAGGGAAGAAGGAAUAUUUGUACAAAUUUUUCCUAGCAUAUGGAAUGAGGAAUGUGACUUUUUAUCUUUGUGUCUUUUUGAGUAUUUUAUUAGGUUUUGUUUUUGUAUUUGAAAAUUAUGGUUCAGUGUUAUGUAUAAUUGCUACUUUACUUUUAAGACUUCUAUCCUUUUUAUAUAGAGUUGUUUGUGUGUAAAUGUGUGUAAAUGUGUGUGUAUACUGGAUAUUACAAGUCCAAGUUAUUUAGUGGUUACAAAUUAUCCAAAUCAAGUAAAAGACGUUCACUAAUCAAAGUCACUUCUUCGAUAAUAACAAACUUUUAAUUCUUAAAGAAGACCAGGAAAAAAUACAUUUCAAUAUCCCCCACCGAUGUCACAUCCAUUUUUCCAAAAUAUAAACUAGAACUUUUAAAAUCUGCAGUUUAGUUUACUGAUUGUCAGGUGACGUUUUCGAUUAAAAAUUCUUGUUCAUCUCAUGUGUCUUGCCAUUGCUGAUUUUUCACCCGAAGUGAUUAGAUCAAAGUAAUGAUUGUUGACUUUAUUUUGUAUUGGCCAUUUAUAACAUUGUGUGUGUUAAGUGAAAUAACGUGGUCACCUCAUGGUCAUCUCAUGGUCAUCUCAUGGUCAUCUCAUGGUCACCUCAUGGUCAUCUCAUGGUCAUCACAGCUUCUUAACUCUACGACCACAUCUGGCAGCGAUGGCGUCGGCCAGUGGCAGAGCACGACCUUCAACUACCAAGCUGGAUCACUUCCGGUCACAGUGUCUAUCAAGACGUACAAUAUGCCAAACGUGCCUCUGGUGAUCUUUUCUCAGACAUACACAGGCUCAGCCAAUCGAACAGCAGACAAUGACAGUGACCACGUGAUCAGCAGUUUUCCCAGCUUCAAAACAUUUCCAGGAAGUCCAACAGAUCUUGGAUAUCUAGCCUACGGAGGCUAUCACUCUGGAUACAGUGGAUUAAGCAUGGGAAGAUGGCAGUCUAAUGCAUCCUUCACCGCUGGUAAACAAGGGGGACCACUCGUCAUUUUUGACAAUUCCAGCAACGCUUUGGUUAUUUCCCCUAUGUCCCAGUUUAUGGCCGCCUCCAACCAACUUUCACUUGUUCGUCAAGAGUUAAACUACGGAAUUAUGGGCCUUGUUGACAGCGUGCCAGCCAAUUACAGCGUUGAUUUCAUUGUGUACUAUAGCAACAGGGGCAUCAACCAGGCAAUGACAAAUUGGGGCAAAUUUUUACUGUCACUGUAUCAGAAGAAUUUAUUCCGUAGACAGUUUGAUACAACAUUAAGCUACAUGGGCUAUUGGACUGAUAAUGGUGCCUAUUAUUAUUAUAAUCCGGAGAAAGGCAAGAACUACGAGACUACAAUAUUGGAUGUUAUGGAUUAUAUCAACAGGGAGAAUAUCUCCUUUCAAUAUAUUCAGUAUGACUCCUGGUGGUAUGACAAAGGUCACGUCAAUGGCACAUUGAACUGGACUCCCACGGCAGACGCCAUACCUGACGGAUUUGGUUAUUUAGCUAACAAGACGCAGCUACCGUUUUCUUGUCACAACCGUUUUUGGGACAACCAAACAUCGUAUGCCCAAUACAAUGGUGGAAAGUAUUUGUUUAUAUCUGACCAGGACAGUGGACUGGCUAUACCUGAUGAUAACCAAUUCUGGAUUGAUCUGUUUAAUAUGACACAACAUUGGGGUCCUUUUAUAAUGUAUGAACAGGACUGGCUGCACAAAGAAACGGACGAGAACAAAAUCGUCCUCACUGACCUGGAUAUCGGGCGGAAGUGGCUGACGGGAAUGGGAAAAGCGGCAGCAACUUUUGGACUUGUUUCCAUUCAAUAUUGUUCAGCAUACAGCAAGCACAUCUUACAGUCUCUAGAGAUACCGGCAGUCACUCAGACUCGAGUGAGCCAUGACUACAACCCAGGUCUUCGUCAGUGGGACAUAGGCGUCAUAUCCAUGUUUGUUGACGCCGUGGGUUUGGCUCCUUACAAAGACACUUUCUGGACAACUCAGAAACAACCCGGAAGUCCGUAUAAAAAUAUGACUGAGCCUCAGCCAGAGUUACACAGUGUCCUGGCAACUUUAAGCACAGGGCCUGUAGGACCAGGGGACGGCAUUGGAUUCAUCAAUCUGACGGUAUUGAUGAGAUGUUGUGACGCUGGUGGUCAGAUACUUCAGCCCAGUAAACCAGCCACUGCUAUCGAUGACCAAAUCAAAAAGAGAGCAUUCUCUUCCUAUCCCGGGCCAGAUGGCGAGGUCUACACAACCUAUACCAACAUCUCAGGAUACGCCUUCGGCAUCGUUCUCGCCGCAGAGCUACAAAACGUCUACGCCCUUACACCGUCCAGUGGAUGGACAUCCGGUCAGUUACCUCCCAGCGUGAUUUACUCGGCUGCCUCCACCACCAAGACUCCUGUGGUUUUCUCGGACACCGACCCGCUCUAUCUCGGCCCAGAAUGCACUUCGGUGAACUUCUGCUUGUAUUAUACGUCACCCAUUCUUCCACUUGGGGACCGAAGCAGAGUUAUCCUUCUUGGUGAGACCGGUAAGUGGGUACCACUGUCUGUGAAACGUUUCAGCUACAUCCGAAGGACUAUGGGUGACAUCGUUCUGACCCUCCAAGUCAGCGCCCAUGAAAUAGUGAUUUUCAGCUACAUGGUAGAUUUCGGCCCUGUUCAGACCAUCUUGUGUGACAACAGCCAGGGUUCGCUUCCAGCUUUCGUUAGUACUAUCAGCAUUUUGCAAAAGCAGUGCACUAUUGUGUAAAUGAUUGCGAUUCUAUCAUGUUCACCUUUUUUAAAACUUUAAUUUAUUUAUUUAAAACUAUUUUUGAAUUGUUUAAAGUAACAAGCACACCAAUGAUAUAAAUGGACAAUGCAAGCCAUAAUAUAAAUAUAUUCAAUUAUUAAUAUAUUAUUGAAGUUAUCCCGUCGUGGUUUGAUGAUAACCACCCUUGUCAUCCAGGGGGCUAAGGGCCCCCUCAUGUGGCUGGUGAAACCUAUGUGAGUUAGGAAAGUUCAGCCGCACACUGUAUUUAAUAAUAUACAUUAAUCUGAAUGCAUGUCAUUUAUGUAAAAUAAUAAAAAUAAAAGUACUAUAAAAUUUA